UCGAACUAAUAGAGCGUAUAUUGCAGAAUUUGGACUUGCAGUCAUUUAAUAAUUUUAUUCUAGUCGAUAAAAAUAUUUUUAAACGCUUUAACAAUCAGUAUCAUCUUAUAUAUACCGGCUAUUUCGAUUCGCUAGCAAUCAACAGGAGACUCGCUAGUUUGAAUAAUAAGGGCAUAUCUUUCGAAUUCGUAGAGAGGUUUAAAUGCCUUAAUAGAUUUACUACUAGGAUAUCAACCCGCGUGCUCCUCGAUGACGACACCAUGCUAGACUUAAUACGCGUCUACCUCAUCAUCAUCGAGAAUGAUGGCAAGAAUAGAGACUACUUUAGCACCCUCAGUAAUUACGCAGACGCUUUUAUCCGGUCGAGUUCCUUCCCACAUGACAAUGAUAUCAUCAACGCUAUAGUCCUUUGGAUUGAUUAUUUACUCAAUAGCGCGCCAGAUAACAUCACACCUUACAAGCCAUUCAUCUUUGGUGCACACAAGUACGACUCAUUCUAUGCACCCUGGGUAUACUCCGUCCUACCCAACAAUAACUUCAAUUUCGAUAUCAACAACAGCUUCCUAACCAACCUCGAGUUGACAGACAAUAGCGUCACUCUUAUUUAUUUCAACAAUCAACUGAAACUACAGCCGCCUCUGUCCUCUCAUGCUGCAUUUUUAUCUUUGCUUAAAUACCAGAAACAGCUACCACAACCUUCACUCAACAGUAAAGACUUUGAUUUGGAAUUUGUCAGACUGACUAGCUGUAUCGAUCCCUCAACCAACCCUGGCUGUUCAGCUACACUUUACAAAGACCAAUUUAAAGGACCUUGGGAGGGUUUCUUCUGUUAUUAUGAGUUCGAUCAUUACAGGGAUAUGCUAUCAGGCAGCUUAGAUAGCCUCUACAAUGGUAAUUACGUGAUACAGCCUCAAGUUUGGAAGUUGAAUGAAUCUAUAAACUCCAAACAAACCCAGCAAACCAGUCAGUCGACAUUAAAAGAAAUAUGUAACUACCGGGAUGACUUCUACUUUGAUAAUUCAGCUAAUGAUCAGUCUGUUUCUAUUACACAGACGAAUGAAUUCGUUAAUAAACCGUCUCCGUCUCUUGAUACCAUUGACUUAGAUGGCAUAGGCCACUCUGCCUGGGGUAGAUUCACCCUUCGCGGUAAAGUCAGACCUUGGGAUGGUAUGUUUAUGCUCUGUAAGGAAUACACUCCGGAUAGGAGGGGCAAGUGGUUUUACAGAGGUUAUGCACUACCUGGAGGUGUACUCGUUGGUCGCUGGAGAGACACUUAUACACCUGAAGUCAUGUCUGGAUAUGAAGGCAGCUUUGUUCUAACGAAACGAUAAUCAAUACUUGUAUGGACAUAUUUAUAUAUCAUUUAUGCAUUGC
This is a messenger RNA of Wallemia mellicola CBS 633.66, 1374 nucleotides long. RefSeq lists its product as hypothetical. The coding region runs from base 261 to 1331 and encodes 356 amino acids. The record is from RefSeq and is a predicted model, not a curated record. Lineage: Eukaryota; Fungi; Basidiomycota; Wallemiomycetes; Wallemiales; Wallemiaceae. The transcript has 3 exons.